ACAGCCCUGACGAUUUCUAUGGACAUUUCUUACUAGAGUUCAUCUGGAACAAAGCAAGCCAUACAGGAGCGGAGGCCACAUUGUCUCAUCCGAGGACUACCCAGAGCUCUGCACAUUCUGUCAAGUCAACUUUGUUGUGGCAGAUUGCUAACUGCAAGUAAUGCACCAUUGGGCUUCGCCGUCGAACCCAGUGAAAAGAUGGAAGCCCGUUCACCUUAAAAUGACCCUCGGACUGCCAGUCUGGGCGACCGAAGCUGUCGGGAUCAACUUCAACGGACUAGUGGAACUGCUCUCACUUCCGCGUCAGCUGCGCGCCCAGAAUGCCUACACUUCCAAGAACGUCAUCAUCGUUGACAGCCUCCUGGUAGCGAUACCCCCGAUCGAGCGCAACUUUAGUGACGGGGCGGACCUUGAUUGGGCAAGGGUUGCGGCGGCAAAUUACAGUCUCGCAGUCCAGUGGAGACCUACUCCCAAGAAACAGGAUUGGCUGAAUAACUUUCUCAAGAAUAGCCUUACGAUCGCGGCGGGCUUCAUUCCAGGUAUUGGACCUCUCGCGGCGAUUGCGUUCCCAGUUGCUUGGACGGCCAUUUCGGAUUCGGACAGCUCCGUGGACACAACGCGCAACAUAAUGCCCGGGUACUGCGGUCUCUGCGGAUGAGAGCGACUGGAAGAAGCUAGUAGGCGAUGUAAGGGACGUGGCCAAAACUGUUACAUCCAGGCUGCCUAGUGUACCCGGACUUGGGUUGGGCGGUAUUGCUAGCCAGAAAAACGACACGACAGAUGGCCCGACAAUCAAUGAAGCGCCUGUCGAUGAUUUUGAAUGGAGCGAGGAUUGUUUGACAGCUCUCUUCAACGGUGACAUUGUAAUCAAGGGUAAGGCUUGAAGUACCUUGGGAGGCUUUCUACAACGUGACUUUUUGUGUAGUUUGACA
Messenger RNA from Truncatella angustata, 932 nucleotides. RefSeq lists its product as uncharacterized. NCBI's taxonomy places the organism in Eukaryota, Fungi, Ascomycota, Sordariomycetes, Amphisphaeriales, Sporocadaceae. The record is from RefSeq and is a predicted model, not a curated record. Bases 161 to 658 code for a protein of 165 amino acids. The transcript has a single exon.